CAGCCUGCACGGGAAGCGAAGGUGGUGGGGAGAGAGAGAGAGAGAGAGAGACGAGUGGAAUUCGCAGACAAUAGAUCUCAAAAUCCGAUCGUCUCCAACCAUUGAACCUACUACACGAAAAAGCCAUGGCGACGAGAUCCAGGAGAGCCCUAACUUUUAUAGGCCAAGCCUCAAACUCCGCACGCCGCGAUCCUUACUGAUUCUGAACUUCUUUAGCCCUAAUACCUGCAUUCGCUUGCGGCAUGGCGGCAGAGAAGUGGCUUUUCCCCAUUAUUUCCGUCUCAUUCGUUACUGUUCUACUCUUUCUUUCCGCCAUCUCCGGCUUCACCGCCUCGUCCGCCUUUUUUUCCCGCCUGCCAGACCCUGCCUAUGUCCUCCAAGGGCGGCGCCACCCGCCAUCGUUCGCCUACUACAUAUCUGGCGCCCGGGGAGAUGGCCGCCGAAUGCUCCGGCUACUACUCGCCGUCUACCACCCGAGGAAUCGAUACCUUCUCCACCUCUCGCAUGAUGCGCCUGAAUCAGAGCGUGCCGCGCUGGCAUCGGCGACUAAGCUGGCGGUGCCGGCGAUUAGGGCGUUCGGGAACGUCGACGUAGUGGGGAAAGCGGGCGCGAUGACGUACAUGGGGCCUUCCGGGCUUGCGGCGACACUGAAUGCCGCUGCAGUUCUUCUGCGGUUGGAUAAAGGGUGGGAUUGGUUCGUGACACUUACUGCUGAAGAUUAUCCGCUCGUCACGCAGGAUGAUCUGAUCCAUGUCUUCUCCUCCAUGCCACGAGAUCUUAACUUCAUUGAUCACACAAGUGACCUCGGUUGGAAAGAGUCUCAGAGGGUGCAACCAAUAAUAGUUGAUGCAGGCAUCUACUUAUCAAAAAGAUCUCAAUACUUCCAGGCUUCCGAGAAGCGCAAGACCCCAGAUUCUUUCAAAUUCUUCACAGGUUCCCCAUGGGUUAUUCUUAGCCGAUCCUUCUUAGAGUACUGUAUUUUAGGUUGGGACAAUCUUCCUAGAAUGCUCCUUUUGUACUUCACAAAUGUAAUAUUGUCCCAAGAAGCCUAUUUUCAGUCGGUUGUCUGCAACUCCGUGGAGUUCCACAAUAAGACAGUGAACAAUGACCUUAGGUAUAUGGAAUGGGAUAAUCCUCCUCAGAUGGAGCCUCUGUUUCUAAACCAUUCCCAUUUUGAAAAAAUGUGUGCCAGUGGAGUGCCAUUUUCAAGGAAGUUUCGGGGAGAUGAUGCGGUGCUUGAUAGUAUCGACGAACAAAUUCUCCAUCGAAAAUACCAUUGGGUAACUCCAGGUGCCUGGUGCUCUGGAAAGAGGAGUUGGUUUUCUGAUCCUUGCUCACAAUGGAAGAAUGUAAAUUCGGUCAGGCCCGGACCACAUGCAGAGAAAUUUGAGGUUUUGAUGAAGCGGCUGCUGGAAGAAUGGAAGUCUGGAUCAAACUCAUGUAGGUUAUAAUAGAGAUAAUAUACAAGACAUACUGCUUAAGCAAGCAGCUGUUUCUGCUUCUAGCGAUGUCACCUUAGUUUUUUUUUUUUAAUUUUAUUUUUUAUUUAUUUAAGU
Molecule: messenger RNA, 1556 nt
Organism: Dendrobium catenatum
Lineage: Eukaryota; Viridiplantae; Streptophyta; Magnoliopsida; Asparagales; Orchidaceae
Product: beta-glucuronosyltransferase GlcAT14A-like
Exons: 4
Coding region: 243-1451 (402 amino acids)
Cellular component (GO): membrane
Molecular function (GO): glucuronosyltransferase activity
Source: RefSeq, a predicted model, not a curated record